Sphaerodactylus townsendi is the source of this 1939-nucleotide messenger RNA. It is a transcript of the gene MTERF2, whose product is annotated as mitochondrial transcription termination factor 2. The record is from RefSeq and is a predicted model, not a curated record. Gene Ontology annotation, biological process: termination of mitochondrial transcription; regulation of DNA-templated transcription. Lineage: Eukaryota; Metazoa; Chordata; Lepidosauria; Squamata; Sphaerodactylidae. The transcript has 3 exons. Gene Ontology annotation, cellular component: mitochondrial matrix. The coding region runs from base 669 to 1859 and encodes 396 amino acids. Gene Ontology annotation, molecular function: double-stranded DNA binding.
GCCAAGGCCGCCAGACGCUGACUAAGAAGUCGCUUCAUUUCUCCAGCUGCUGCGCCGUGUCCAUGUGCUACCUUCUCAUUUGCAUGCGUGGAAGGUUCCUGAUUCAAUAUGGCAGAAACUUCACACCUGGACAACUUCAUCGGACAAAGGAGCAUCAGCUGUUGAAAGCAUAACUGAAAAUCUUGUUGGUCUUUAAGGUACUACUGGACUAUUCUAUGGCAGACCAACACAGCUACACUCUGAAACUCUGAACAACUAUCCAUUUUGCUGAACUUGAGAAACUGAGCAAUACAAAAUACUGCUUACAUGCUUUAUGACAAAAUACGAGCACCUGCCGUUGACCUACUAACAUACAUUUGCCAAUGCUUAACUCUUAUCCAUAUACAGUUGAAACAGAAGGCACAAAGACUCCUCAGUCUCCGCCGUUCUUUGUUAAAUUUGAGUGCAGUUGCCACAUCAAAGUGAAGAGCGGUUUCUGUCUGAAAGUUUAUUGUUGAAAAGGAGGACAUAUAUAAAUAUCUUUGCUAAAUAAGAACUGGUAAUUCUGUUGAAAGCAGCUGAUUCAGUUGUCUUGCAUUAUCCAAGCAUAGCAUAAAAUUCAAAUUGACCUGUUUCCCCCCCCCCCCCCUUAUAGGCCUUUUUCUCUCAAUAUAGGGCUACACUCAAACAUGCAAAGCAGAAUGGCCCAUGGCGUCCCACAUCUACUUAUUCAUUUGACAAAUAGAUCUCAGACCUGUAUGAUGGUGCCUGCUCUCUCAGCCUUGCAGAAUCAAAAAAACUUCAGAAAUUUUUUACAGCAUUGUGGAUACACAACAGAGGUGACUUUGCAAGGGGAGAACAAAACUACAACUGAGAGCCUCUAUGAGUUAUCUGUGGAUAUAAAGAAGAUCCGUAGGCUGAAGCCCUGGGUACUCUGGAAGGAAGUGACGUAUGCCAAAGAAACAGCUGAGAUUUUGCGAGAAAUGGGAGCUGACAGGAAUGACGUAACACAUAUUUUUGAGCGCUGUCCAGAGGCAAUCCUUUGUAGGCCUACAAGUAUCAGGAGUCAGAGAGACCUGUGGUCAUCCGUCUGCCCAAAUGAAAAACAACUGGUGGAAUUAAUAAAACGCUUCCCAGAAACCUUUUUUGCAGUUGAGCACUAUGAAAAACAGAAAGGUAACAUUAGAUUCUUUAAAGAUUUAGGCCUGAAAAAUACGAUUAUCAGCAGACUCCUAACAAGUGCCGCAAACAUCUUUUACAAUCCUGUUGAGAAGAACAAACUUAUGAUAGAAACUUUACAAAGAAACUAUCUAUAUCUAGGCGGUUCAAAAGAGAAUAUGAAAACUUGGCUACUGAAAUUACUAAGUCAAGACCCAUUUAUUUUGUUAAAUAGUCCUGAUGCUGUCCAAGAGAAUUUGCAGUUUCUUCGGAAGAAUGAUUUCACAGAUUCUGACAUUUUAAGUCUCCUGUCCAGGCUCAAAGGGUUUAUUUUUCAGCUUAAUCCUGUUACCAUGCAGAACAGCAUGCUGUUCUCAAAGAAUGCUUUCAAAUGCAGCAAUGAAGAAUUAAGAGGACUGAUAAUAAAAUGUCCUGCCCUUCUUUACACUUCUGUUCCAAUUCUGGAGGAAAGGCUGGACAGACUAUUAAAGGUAGGGAUUUCUCUAGGCGAAAUAAAUGAUGUUCCAUCAGUGUUAGAACUAACACCAGAAAUAGUGCAAUAUAGAAUUAAAAAAUUAGAUGCUAUAGGAUAUGAUAUAAGAGGUAAUCUAGAAAAUGUAACUGGGACAAAAAAGGAAUUUGAAGCCACAUAUGGAAAGAUACAAGCAAAAAGGGAGAGACCAAUAUUUAAUCCAGUGGCCCCUUUACAUAUUGAAGAUUAGUUUCUACUUAAGUUGUUAUAGUGGAUGAAAAAAGUUACCAUGAUCAUAUUUUCACGGCAAUAAACCAGCUCUAACUAGUA